Schistocerca cancellata (South American locust) is the source of this 502-nucleotide messenger RNA. Its product is annotated as 60S ribosomal protein L34-like. Gene Ontology annotation, molecular function: structural constituent of ribosome. NCBI's taxonomy places the organism in Eukaryota, Metazoa, Arthropoda, Insecta, Orthoptera, Acrididae. Gene Ontology annotation, biological process: translation. The coding region runs from base 86 to 445 and encodes 119 amino acids. The record is from RefSeq and is a predicted model, not a curated record. Gene Ontology annotation, cellular component: ribosome. The transcript has 4 exons.
GUCACUGUUGGUACCCCUGGUGACUGUAUUAGAGAUUACUCUUUGAUCAGUUCUUCUUCCGGUGGAGGUCUAGGGGGUGAUAAAAAUGGUUCAGCGUCUGGUGUAUCGACGACGCCUGUCGUACAACACGAAAAGCAACAGGAGGCGUGUUGUCCGUACUCCGGGUGGAAAGCUGGUAUACCAAUAUUUGAAAAAACCUAAGAAGAUCCCAAGGUGUGGACAAUGCAAGGACAAGCUGAGGGGCAUAGUUCCAGCUAGGCCAAUGGAAAGGUCAAGAAUGUGUCGCAGGAAAAAGACUGUGAAAAGGGCAUAUGGUGGAGUCUUGUGUCAUAAAUGUGUAAAGGAAAGAAUUAUUCGUGCAUUCCUCAUUGAAGAACAGAAGAUAGUCGUCGAGGUGCUGAAGGCUCGUCAGUCAUCUGGAGAUGCAAAGAAAGCUGAUAAAUAAUUAUCAAUGGACAUAUUUAAUAAACUAUAAAAGUUAUUAAACUGAUUUUUUUUGUAA